Messenger RNA from Acanthosepion pharaonis, 1953 nucleotides. Lineage: Eukaryota; Metazoa; Mollusca; Cephalopoda; Sepiida; Sepiidae. The record is from the annotation of a GenBank genome assembly.
AUGGUCCGUCUCAAAGGCGCUGUUAUAAACGUCACCGUCAUCUCCGUCUACACACCGACACUGAAUGCAGCAAAGGAGGACAAGGACAUCUUCUACCGCGACCUACAAGCAGUUGUAGAUCGUACCCCUUCCACUGAUCUUCUAGUUGUGGCGGAAGAUUGGAAAGCUCGCACAGGACCGGCAGAUGAAAGCACCAGUCAUGUUCUAGGUCGAUUCGCCCUCGGAACACGGUGUGACAAUGGCGACUGCCUAGUCAACUUUGCGGUCGCUAAUCGUCUUGUGGUGACUAACACUCGUUUCCAGCACCCGCGACGACAUCUCGUCACCUGGCGCUCCAAUGACGGUCCCUAUCGGGGUGCAGAUAAGGGCAGUGCGCAUGGAUCGGAUCAUACCCUUGUCCGCGUAAGCCUCCGUCUGCGACUGCGGGCAAGGAGAUCCAUCAAUAUCCUGAAGCGAAUCAACGUCGCCAAUCUGAAGCUUCGCGUGGUAGAACAGUUCAGGUUGGAACUUCACAAGCAGUUCUCUCUCCUCCAACCAAGCUCAGAGCCUCAACCAGAAAUUGAAUGGCAGGCUCUCAAAUCUGCCACCGUCGAAGCGGCACACGCCCAUCUUGGUGUCACCCGUCACCGAUAUCGGGACUGGAUCACCGGGGAGAGCCUUCGGCUGGUGGAGGAGGCAAGGGUAGCGCGACUGACAGGAGCUGCGAACUUUCGCGAUCUACGACGCCGCGCAACACACUCCAUCGGCGCUGACCGAAACGCGCAUUGGCGCGCCUUCGCCGAAGAGACUGAGCGUGCAGCAGCCUGUUGCGACUCUCGCAAACUCUACCAGAUGGUGAGGCGGGCGAGUCGCGGAACUACGGGGUUGAGUGAGGCGCUUCGCUCCCGUGAUGAUGCUAUUAUGGCAGGUCUGGGCGAGCGGCUAAAUCGGUGGAAAGAGCAUUUUAACGAGCUACUCAAUCACCCGACUCCGGCGACAGAAUUGACCGUUGAACCGACCGAUGAAUACGACUGCAACACUGCACCGCCAACGGUAGAUGAAGUGCGUGAUAUUCUACGCCAUCUGCGUAACAGCAAGGCUCCUGGUGAGGAUGGUAUACCUGCAGAAGUAUAUAAAGCCGGGCCAGAUGUAUUUGCCUUGUGGGUGCAUCGUGUCUUCAAUGCGGUCUGGCUCUCUGAGACCUACCCUGUCGAUUGGAGCGAGGACAUCCUGCUACCUUUUUUCAAAAAGGGGAAAAGUCCACGAUUUUUAAUUUUAACAUAUAUCACUAUCUGCUCACAUCUAUCUAUCUAUCUAUCUAUCUAUCUAUCUAUCUAUCUAUCUAUUAGUUUGCACAUUAUCUAUCUAUCUAUUUCAUUGUGCACAUUAUCUAUCUAUCUAUCUAUCUAUCUCAGUUUGCACAUUAUCUAUAUAUCUCUUUCAUUGUGCACAUUAUCUAUCUAUUUCAGUUUGCACUAUCUAUCUAUCUAUCUAUCUGUCCGUACAUAUCUAAGUCUGUACAUAUCUAUCUGUCUAUCACAAUCUAUCUGUCUAUCACAAUCUAUCUAUCUAUCUAUCUAUCUAUCUAUCUAUCUAUCUCUCACAGCCUGUUCAUAUCUACAUUUAUCUGUUAAUAUAUAUAUGUUCAUAUCUAUCUGUAUAUACAUCUAUCUCAAUCUGUUUAUAUCUAUCUAUUUAUCUAUCAACCUAUCUUUGUUCAUCAUUAUCUAUCUAUUUAUCUCUCUGUUUAUCUAUCAGAAUAUGUUCAUAUAUUUUUCAAUCUGUUUAUUUCUAUAUAAAUCUGUUAAUAUCUAUCUAUCUAUCGAACCCAAUCUCUCCAUAUCUAUCUAUAUAUCUAUAUAUCCAUUUAACCCAGUAUCUAUCUAUCUAUCUAUCUAUCUAUCUAUCUACUCCAAAGAAGGCCAAUGUUAUGUUAUUCUUGAGCAAGCUGGGCUGCCACACUGGUUCAAAUAA